AUGAAUGUUCAAGAUAGAAGGAGGUUACUAGGUCCCGCUGCUGCCAGGCCAAUGGCGUUUAGCAACACUACUACUCCUGUGCUAGAGAAGAAGUCGACAAAUGCACCACCUGAAGACAGCGAAAGUGAACAGGAACUUUCUCUACACACCGGUUUCAUUGAAAACUGUAACGGAUCUGCAUUAGUAGAAGCUAGGAGCUUAAGACAUCAAACAUCGCUGAUUACCGCCGUUUAUGGGCCACGCUCCAUUAGAGGUUCCUUCACAUCUCAAGGUACUAUAUCUAUUCAAUUGAAGAACGGUCUUUUGGAAAAAUAUAACACAAAUGAAUUGAAGGAAGUUGGCAGUUUUUUAAUGGGCAUUUUCAAUUCAGUAAUCAACUUAUCUCGCUAUCCGAAGUCCGGCAUCGAUAUUUUUGUUUAUUUAACUUAUGAUAAGCAUCUUCCAAAUAAUCUCCUGGACGACGAAUCGCAAAGCAAAGAGUUGAUUCCUCAAAUAGCAUCUCUCAUACCUCAUUGCAUCACUAGUAUAACGCUAGCCUUAGCUGAUGCCGGCAUCGAAAUAGUGGACAUGGUAGGUGCCGGAGAGGCCAAUGGCACUGUUGUAUCAUUUAUCAAAAAUGGAGAAGAAAUUGUUGGUUUUUGGAAGGAUGACGGUGACCAUGAGGACCUUCUAGAUUGCCUUGAUCGUUGCAAGGAGCAAUAUAACUGUUAUAGAGAUUUAAUGAUAAGCUGUUUAAUGAAACAGAAAAACUUAGGCACGAGAUCAUCCUAG
Messenger RNA from Saccharomyces paradoxus, 771 nucleotides. It is a transcript of the gene MTR3, whose product is annotated as exosome non-catalytic core subunit MTR3. Gene Ontology annotation, biological process: poly(A)-dependent snoRNA 3'-end processing; rRNA catabolic process; U4 snRNA 3'-end processing. Bases 1 to 771 code for a protein of 256 amino acids. The record is from RefSeq and is a predicted model, not a curated record. The transcript has a single exon. Gene Ontology annotation, cellular component: cytoplasmic exosome (RNase complex); nuclear exosome (RNase complex); nucleolus. NCBI's taxonomy places the organism in Eukaryota, Fungi, Ascomycota, Saccharomycetes, Saccharomycetales, Saccharomycetaceae.